Messenger RNA from Alternaria atra, 405 nucleotides. RefSeq lists its product as uncharacterized. NCBI's taxonomy places the organism in Eukaryota, Fungi, Ascomycota, Dothideomycetes, Pleosporales, Pleosporaceae. The record is from RefSeq and is a predicted model, not a curated record. The transcript has a single exon. Bases 1 to 405 code for a protein of 134 amino acids.
AUGUCCUCGACUCAACCCACUCGUCGCAAUAUCACCGCCGCCGAACAGCGUCGGCUCGAAGAGAUGGAACGCAACCGCCGCAUCAAUCCGGACGGAAGCACUAGCGUGCAGGUGAUGCACGAACGGCAAGAGGAGAGAGGACAACCAGGGCAGGAAGGUAGAGAUAAUGGACAUGCGGCAACGCGUGACGAGAUGGAGAGACUAAGAGCGGAGAACCGCAGACUCAGAGACUUGACAGGGGAGCUACAAGUGAUAAGUGAAGGUCCGGCAGGCAGCACAGAUAACAGUGAUCUGGUAGAGGCCUUUCUGGACUUUGAGAAACAUGCCAAGGUUAGCAGUGCUGGCAAAGCUGUUAAUAAGCAAGGCUUCAAGAAGUUAGGAGGAGUCACCAACUACGAGGGGUAG